UAAUCAUUGUAACUGCUACUAGCGAUUCGGUAUUUUGUUGUAAUAAUGGAAUUUCAGUUGCAACUAUCAUCUAUGUUAGGUAGUCAUACCAAACACUUAUCCGAAUUGAAACAAGACGUUAUUAGACCAUUAUUGCAGCUUGCAGUGAAAUCUAUUGAACUAGAAUAUAUUGAAGAAGGAGCUUUAAAAAUUGUUAGUGAAAACUUUGAUAUACCUCAGGCACUAGUUGAUGAGUGGUAUGCUGCUGUACUGAUAAUCAUGAAGCUACAUUUGCGUUCACCUAGUAUCAAUAUUAAACCUCCUGAAUUCAGACAGUGUUUACAAGAGUUGAAGUUUUCUCCAGAGUGUAUUCAAGAUAUAACUGCAGUGCUUACAGGAGCAAAAAGGCCAAAUUUAAUAAGAAAUUUUGCAAAAAAAGUUGAAUUCUUUCCUUAUAUAGUUGCGUGUAAAUGGAGAUUAGAUAUUAUAAUUUCAUCAAGCUUAAUGUCAAAAGUUUUGCAACCCUACAUACUGAUGGAAUGGAUUUUGAGUGAUGGAAAAAGCUACACAUUUGAACUAUCAAUACCUCAUUUUCACAAGUUAAGACAUGCUGUUGCAAAAGUAAUUUUAGAAAUUCAAAAACUUGAGCUUUAUAAUGUGAUCAAAAGUAUUAAUAAUUAAGCUUAUAAUUAAUGUUAUUUAGACAACAUUUUGUAAAAAAACAUAUUUUUAAAUAUAAUUAUUAUAUACAAAUUCACUAGUUUAUUUCUUUUAAACUAAUUAUUAGGUUUCUGAACAUCUACAAAAUUUAAUAUUAAU
Messenger RNA from Phymastichus coffea, 798 nucleotides. Its product is annotated as COMM domain-containing protein 5-like. Bases 46 to 660 code for a protein of 204 amino acids. The record is from RefSeq and is a predicted model, not a curated record. Lineage: Eukaryota; Metazoa; Arthropoda; Insecta; Hymenoptera; Eulophidae. Gene Ontology annotation, cellular component: nucleus. The transcript is spliced from 4 exons.